AUGGCACCCUCUCGAAUCGACUACGCCGAAGCCUCUCACGACGCUGUCGAUGGAUUUACGGCGAGACCCAAGCACAACAUGUAUCUUCUCGAAGACUUUCCUGAAGAAGCUAUCCGCCACAGCCAACGCCUGUUCACAACGAUACUACCCAGCGAUCCGGAGAUCGAGAACUGGCGCGAGAAUGCAGACGCGAUACUCGUACGGGAGAAGACAAUCUCAGCAGUCGACAUCGCUUCGGCACGAAAACUACGAGCGAUCGGAAAGCAAGGCACGGGCAUAGACAUCAUCGAUCAAGACGCAUGCAAGAAAUGCGGAAUUGCCAUCCUCAAUACUCCUGGCGUCAACGCACAAUCGGUCGCAGAGCUUGUUCUUAGUCUCACUAUGGCGGUUGCGCGACAGCUCCGCGUUAUAUCCACAAAGCAAGCAGCAGGGUCAGAAGUCCGGAAAGAACAUUGUUGUGGCAUGACGCUAAUUGGAAAGACCAUUGGUAUUGUGGGUAUGGGAAAUAUUGGCACAGCCGUUGCUCGCAUGUUCAUCGGAGCGUUUGGAGCUUCAGUCUACGCUUGCGAUCCCUUCGCCCCUGCCGAAGCAUGGGCCGACAUCCCACACACGAGGGCCAAGCAAUGGGAAGACAUGCUGCCUCAUGUGGAUAUCUUGACCGUUCAUAUCCCGCUCAAUGAGAAGACGAGGGGCAUGGUAUCUGCCACUCAGUUCAAGAUGAUGCGACAAGGUUCGAUUCUAAUCAACGUCGCGCGAGGAGGUAUUGUGAAUGAGGAAGAUUUGGUGGAAGCGCUAGAGGAGGGUCGGAUUUUUGGUGCUGGUCUAGACUGCCAUGUGGAAGAGCCUCCGACACUGCAGAGGUACGAGAGGCUGUGGGCAACAGGCAAAGUCAUCAGUACCCCACACAUUGGCGCAACGACAGCCGAGACGCAGGUGCUCACAUCGACAGCUGCACUUAAUAACGUACAUAAGUUCUUCAAGCUUACGUAG
Molecule: messenger RNA, 990 nt
Organism: Alternaria atra
Lineage: Eukaryota; Fungi; Ascomycota; Dothideomycetes; Pleosporales; Pleosporaceae
Exons: 1
Coding region: 1-990 (329 amino acids)
Cellular component (GO): cytosol
Molecular function (GO): hydroxypyruvate reductase [NAD(P)H] activity; glyoxylate reductase (NADPH) activity; NAD binding
Source: RefSeq, a predicted model, not a curated record